Messenger RNA from Arthroderma uncinatum, 1566 nucleotides. Its product is annotated as hydroxyethylthiazole kinase. Gene Ontology annotation, cellular component: cytoplasm. The transcript is spliced from 7 exons. The record is from RefSeq and is a predicted model, not a curated record. Bases 1 to 1566 code for a protein of 521 amino acids. Gene Ontology annotation, biological process: thiamine biosynthetic process. Gene Ontology annotation, molecular function: thiamine-phosphate diphosphorylase activity; magnesium ion binding; hydroxyethylthiazole kinase activity. NCBI's taxonomy places the organism in Eukaryota, Fungi, Ascomycota, Eurotiomycetes, Onygenales, Arthrodermataceae.
AUGUUAGCGAAUCUUUCCUUAUACCUGGUCACGGACUCUACUCCUCAGAUCCUAGGGGGCAAGGAUCUAUGUUCUGUCGUUGAGCAAGCUAUAAAAGGCGGUGUGACCAUCGUUCAAUAUAGAGACAAGCAUAGCGACACAAAAGAGUUGAUCGAAACAGCAGCAAAACUACAUGCAGUAACCCUUAAGCAUAAUACCCCCCUCGUCAUCAAUGACAGGGUUGAUGUUGCCCUCGCUGUCGGGGCUGAGGGAGUCCAUCUAGGCCAAGAUGAUAUGAACAUCUCCCUUGCUAAGAAAAUGCUUCCUGAGGGAGCAAUUAUUGGGGUUACUGUAUCCUCGGUUGAGGAGGCUCGGAUUGCGGUGGAGAGCGGUGCUGAUUAUCUAGGCAUCGGCACCGUGUAUGCCACACCAACGAAAACCAACACCAAGUCUAUAAUUGGUACGGCAGGCGUUAAACGCAUCCUCAAUUGCGUUUCGUCUAUAUCCGACAAAGUCGGUACGGUGGCCAUUGGUGGUAUCAACCUUAGCAAUGUCCAACGAGUCGUCUAUCAAUCACAAGGCCUUAAAAAGGGGCUAGAGGGCGUUGCAGUAGUAAGUGCGAUAAUGGCUGCUGAUGAUCCCCAAGCAGCUGCGGCUUCGUUUGCAGAAGCAAUCCGCCAAAAUCCAUCGUUUGCAACUGUUCCAAUCGCCCCUCGUGUAAAUGAGGAGGGCUUACUGUUGAAUGGGGUUGAUGCACUUGUUCGUAAGGUCGCCACUGCACAUCCCCUAUGCCAUAACAUGAUUAAUUAUGUUGUGGCUAAUUUUGCUGCAAAUGUCGCGCUUGCCAUUGGUGCUUCGCCAAUUAUGUCCGGAUAUGGCUUGGAAGCUUCAGAUUUAGCUAAGAAUAACGGUGCUCUACUAAUAAACAUGGGGACUCUGAAUAGUGAGAGCAUGGACAACUAUCUGCAAGCAAUUCGUGCCUACAACGAAGCUGGAAACCCAGUUGUCCUUGACCCGGUAGGAGCAGCAGCAACCAAAAUUCGACGGCAGUCCGUCAAGACACUUAUGCAAGGGGGUUAUUUCGACCUCAUCAAGGGAAAUGAGAGUGAAAUAAGCCAUAUCUAUGGCCGUUCUCCUAGACAUCAGGUUGGUGUUGAUAGUGGCCCGAGUAAGCUAGAUGCCAAGGAGAAGGCGAUUCUUGUUCGAGAUCUUGCCAUAAGGGAGAGGUGCGUUGUUCUUCUCACUGGGUCAACCGACUAUCUCAGCGAUGGUGCGCGUACUCUUGCUGUCCGUAAUGGCCAUGAACUUUUAGGCCAGGUUACAGGCACUGGCUGCGCUAUCGGCACCAUCAGUGCUUCAUUCCUUGCUGUGGAACGACAGGACAAACUCCUCGCCGUAUUAUCGGGGCUGCUCAUGUUUGAGGUUGCCGCUGAACGAGCUGUGAGUAACGGCUUUAAGGGGCCAGGCAGCUUCGUCCCUGCACUACUGGAUGAGCUGUACUCGCUCAAGAUCCAGGCGACGCAGUCUAAAUCCGCUCCAAUGGAUAUCAUCAAGAAUGCGGCCAAGCUAAAUUUCAUUCAUCUUUAG